ACCAUCAUGUCCGCUAAUGACCUGAUAUAAAUUCCUACUAUAAUGAAUAUUUAGAUUUGCAUAUUUCCAAUCGUUUUCGCGCGUUCAAGACUUUCCUACGGAAAGUUACAUGGAAAAACCACACCAGUAAAGUAAGCUAUGUAUGUGGUAUGUUAUAGUGUAAAGCGUUCGUUCAGAAGGUACGUGCGCUGUUUCAUAGUAACGACGUGUUCAAGAGUGGCAUAAAUAUGCAUACAUGUGUACUCGUACUAGUGCUAUUGACAUCCCUAAUUCAAAUUCGAGCAGAUGACAAUUGCAUUACACCCAACAACGAAACAGCAUCAUGCAAGCCCCUUUAUAAAUGCCCUCAACUACUCGAGGUACUAAUUACCCAGAAGAAAGAAGCAAUAGACUUCGUUCGCGAAUCACAUUGCGGAUCUUGGUCCAGCGAAACCCAACCGUUCGUUUGUUGCGGCACGAAGUCGUCCCGAACAGCAGCUAAUGAUUCGUACGAUCAAGUCACCGUCCGCGCAUCCCCGACAAGGCAAAAAAUAUCCGACAAAAGAUUUUGCGGAUUUCAGCACACCGACGAUUACUUUUAUGCGGGAAACGUAACGGCGAUAGACGAGUUUCCUUGGCUGGGCGUGUUCAAAUACAAACGUGAUUCCGAUUUGGAGCAGAACGAUGACGAGGAUUUUUACGAAUUUGGAUGUGCCGGAAGUCUGAUAAAUAAUCGAUACGUGUUAACAGCAGCUCAGUGCCUGAGGCUAGCAACUAGCACGGUGGUAGCAGUGCGUUUCGGGGAGUAUAAUAUUAAGCACGAUGUGGAUUGCGUAAAAUUUUCGGACAUUGACGAUUGUAGCAACCCCGUUGAAGAUGUCGGUAUUGAGCGGAAGAUUAAGCAUCCGAAUUAUAACAGAAGAACUGGCGUGAAUGAUAUUGCCUUGCUGAGGCUCAACAGAUCAGUUUCGUAUUCUGAUUAUAUUCGCCCAAUAUGUCUUCCAGACGCUGAAACAAGAUAUGCACGUAUUGGAGAGAUAAUGACUUUAACCGGGUUUGGACGAGUAGCUACUGAUAAAAACUAUGCAAUCAUUAAGAAGAGAAUCACAUCCAGAUUGAUAUCAAAUGAACAAUGUCGUACGGAGUUUUCAGAUAUUAAAGAUCGCAAUCGAUACGUUACCGAUAAUAUCAUGUGCACCAAAGAGCUUGCAGACAAUAAGGAUCGUUCGUGCGAAGGAGACUCGGGAGGUCCUCUAAUGUUUUCUCAUCGUACCCAAUGGCAUAUUGAAGGAAUUGCAGUUUGGAGUACAGCCGAAUGCUCCAUUGACUAUCCUUUUGCGUAUACAAGGGUGGCUAAUUACAUUGAUUGGAUUGAGCGUACUGUGGUGUCCUAAUUUAAAUACUCUAAUUGUAAUUUAACUUAUUAAAAUUUAUACCUUUUUGUA
Photinus pyralis (common eastern firefly) is the source of this 1424-nucleotide messenger RNA. RefSeq names its product phenoloxidase-activating factor 1-like. NCBI's taxonomy places the organism in Eukaryota, Metazoa, Arthropoda, Insecta, Coleoptera, Lampyridae. The transcript is spliced from 4 exons. Gene Ontology annotation, biological process: proteolysis. Gene Ontology annotation, molecular function: serine-type endopeptidase activity. Bases 228 to 1373 code for a protein of 381 amino acids. The record is from RefSeq and is a predicted model, not a curated record.